AACAUACGUCACUUCCGGUAUUGUAAACAUGGCGGAACGCUAUGAAAUAUAUAUUAGUCUCGCUAAAGCUGAAAGAAAGUGAUUUGUGAUUCUGCACGGAAGACAAAUGUCCGACAGCUGAAUCUGGACCUCGGUGUGAGAUGUAAUGGUCAGCCGGGUAGCACUGCCAGAGUGCUUCAGUGUAAAGAUCCCAUCUGGACCAUUUGGAUUUCUUUCUCCGUUCCUGUAGCUUCUUCAUCUAUCUUCUAUCAUAAAACAUGAGCAGCAGGAGGAAGCGUGCAGCGCCUGUCCGUAUGGACGAAGAGGCCAAGAAUAAACUGAACUGGAACAUGCAUGAGAACCGCAGGACCGAGGGGGGUUUUGAGGAUCUUGAGGCGUUCCCCCAGCCAUCUGUGAGCUGCCAGCCUGACCCUGUUCCUGAUGUGAGCAACGCAGAGGGUCUCAGCUGUUCCUCCCUUCUGCCUGCGGAGAAGGAAGAGGAAGCAGGAAGCUCCGUGCAGGACUCCUCACCAGACACCACUGAGCUUAACGUGCCUUCAGUGUCUGCUCUGGGUCCAGGCUGGAAAGCUCUGAUUGGAGAGUUUGAGCUCUUUCCAAAGGUCCCUGUCGAGCUUGCAAAUGUUACUUUUUGCCUGCAGCAGACUGGAGAUGUGCUGUCAUUAAAUCUAGCUAGCACAAGCUCAGAGGAGCUCACUAGCUGUCCUGUUGAGUGCUCCUUUGGUGGAUUAUCGCUGGAGGACUUGGACUGGCUGCAGAAAAGGAAGGUCAUACAGCUCUGUCAUUUGUCUGGAGAAGGAUCUGUGAAGCUAAAGAUAUUUCUUCUGGAGUCUGGAUUGGGACGACCAGAGUUCCUCAGUGAAGGAAAUGGACGCUUAAGAAGAGCCAGCCAGCUCUUGCAAAAACUAAUGGAAUUGUUCUAUGACUUCAUUAUCCCUGAGAUCAUGGAGAACGAAGAGGAAGAAUGUGACACUGAUCUGGAACGGCAGAACGUAGAAGAACUCUAUGACUACGUCAGACACGUUCACCAAAAAGAAGAUCAGAGCCAAAGCUUUGACGUACAGCAACCAGCCCUUAUCCCAGUGCUCCGGCCGUACCAGAGUCAGGCUGUCAACUGGAUGCUGAGGAAGGAAAGGUACAAGAGUGAAUGCUCCCAAGAACAAAAACUACAUUUCCUUUGGAGGGAAGUGAUGACAAUGUGUGGAAAGAAGCUUUUUUAUAACCCCUACACGGGCUGUCUGAUCCGGGAGUUUCCUCUGGCUGGGGUGGACUGGCCUGGAGGAAUACUUGCUGAUGAGAUGGGGCUGGGAAAGACUGUGGAGGUGCUGGCCCUUAUUUUGUGUCACACUCGCCAAGGCCUAAAGCAGAGUACUCUCACCUUACCUGUGGGACAGUCAGUGAACUACUAUAUUCCUCCUCCCCCAUUAGAGAGGCAAAGGAUCAAGCAGUGUGAAGCAAAGCCAAGAGAGAAAAUCACCUACCCUGCUGUCCGUGUGAUGCUUCUGACUGCCAUUAAGGAAAUGAAGGUUAGAAAAGGAGCGUCAAUCAAUGCCAUUUUUGCGUACCUCCGGACUAUGUACAAAUAUGACCCUCUGAAAAACCGCAACCACAUUAAGAAGACGCUGACAAAAAUUAUAACUGAAGGUUUAGUGGAACAGGUCAAAGGUCGAGGAUUAGCUGGCUCCUUCAAGCUGGGAAAGAACUACAAAGAAAAGAAAAAGAAACCUGUUACCCCACAAAAGUCAACUGGGGAGGCUGCUCCCAGGAGAACAUCUCGUCGUUGCUCAGGCCAGGAGCGAGAAGUGGUUAUGAACUCCUCAAGUGCAGCUUCUGACUCUGAGGACACAAUGUGUAGCCUGGAUCCUCCUGUACUCACAGAGGAACCGAAGCAAGAGCAUGAUUCACAAGCAGAGCCAGAGACACUCUGUGACAAACCCAGCAUUGAGAUGAGCCUAAAGAACAGCCAGCCCCCGGUUUCAGGUGAUGGCGAGAAAGAGACAGUGGACUGCCACGUGGCUAAUGCUAAACCAGAGCCAAUGGAGAGUAAUGAAAAUCACCAGCUAGAGUCAGCUAUUACCCAAGGUUCUCAGGCAGAGGCUCCUCCUCCAAUUCGAGCAUCUGUGGUUCCCUUCAAUACACCCGAUUACCGUUUUGAGUGUAUCUGUGGGGAACUGGGCCUGGUGGACUAUAAAGCUCGGGUGCAGUGCAUGAACUGUCUGCUGUGGCAGCAUGCUGAGUGUGUGAACUACAAGGAAGAGAACCUGGAGACUACACCAUUCUACUGCCCACACUGCCUAGUGGCCAUGACUCCUGUUCCCACUGGAGCCACUCUUAUCAUUUCCCCCAGUUCCAUAUGCCAUCAGUGGGUCGAAGAAAUCAACCGGCACAUCCGCUCCUCCUCUCUCCGAGUACUGGUGUACCAGGGUGUGAAGAGGCAUGGGUUCAUUCAGCCCCAUGUCCUGGCAGAGCAGGAUGUGGUUAUCACCACCUAUGAUGUGCUGCGUACUGAGCUGAACUAUGUGGAUCUCCCGCAUAGUAACAGCAAAGAUGGCCGACGCUUUCGUAACCAGAAACGCUACAUGGCUGUGCCAAGCCCCCUGGUGGCUGUGGAGUGGUGGCGUGUGUGUUUGGAUGAGGCUCAGAUGGUGGAGUGCACGACAGCCAAGGCUGCCGAGAUGGCUCUGCGACUCACAUCCAUUAAUCGCUGGUGUGUAAGCGGAACCCCAGUACAAAGAGGUCUAGAAGAUUUGUAUGGUCUUGUCUUGUUUCUGGGAGUCGACCCAUACUGGGUGAAGUACUGGUGGGAUCAGCUGCUAUAUAGACCAUAUCGCCGUGGAAACACAGGGCCACUCUACAGUGUCAUUGGCCAGCUGCUGUGGCGAUCUGCCAAAAAAGAUGUUAUCGACCAGAUCCAAAUUCCUCCUCAGACAGAAGAGAUCCACUGGCUUAACUUCUCUCCUGUGGAAGGCCACUUUUACCACCGCCAGCAUGAGGUCUGCUCCCAGGAUGCUCUGCUUAAGUUGAGGAAGAUCUCAGACUGGUCGCUGAAGUUGGGCAGCCUGGACCGACGCACAGUCAACACCAUCCUGUACCCACUGUUGCGCCUGCGCCAGGCUUGCUGCCACCCUCAGGCUGUCAGGGGAGAGUUUUUGCCCUUCCAGAAAAGUACAAUGACGAUGGAAGAACUGCUGAAGUCCCUGCAGAAGAAGUGUCGUGUUGAGUGUGAGGAGGCCCACAGGCAGCUGGUGUGUGCUCUCAAUGGUUUGGCUGGAAUCCACAUUAUCAGAGGUGAGUUUGUUGAGGCAGCAGAGAUGUACAGAGAAGUGCUUAGAUCAUCAGAAGAACACAAAGAUCGGCUUAAAACAGACUCCUUGCAGAGACUUCAUGCUACACACAAUUUGAUGGAGCUACUAAAUGCCAAGCAUCCUGGUAUACCACCUACUCUUCGAGAUGAUCGUCUGAAGGAGGAGGCAGAGCAGUUGAAACAACACUACAUGACUAAGGUUAGCUCUGAAGUAUCAGAAGCUCAGCAGAACCUCCUGCCUGUACUUCAGAACAUCAGAGACCUCAAACGCAAGGUGAACCUGCGCUCCCCCUGGUGGUUGGACGUCAUUCAGCAGGCCAUUCAGUACUCAAUGGAUGAUGACUUGGUUGGCCGCAUUCAAAACGAGCUUACCUGCAGCUACAAACAGCAAGCCAAUAAAUUCUCAAUGGCUGACAAGUUCCGGGAUGCCCGAGGUCUCCAGUUUUUACUCAGCACUCAGAUGGAUGAACUGAUGAAAUCCCAGAAAACCGUUCAGGAUGCUGUAAAAGAGCUAGAAGCUCCACCAUCACAGGAAGUCAUUGAGGAGGCAACAGCUUGUCACCUGAGGCCUGUGCGCCUUCCACUCAACAACUGUGUAUUUUGCAAAUCUGACGAACUCUUCACAGAUUAUGAGUCAAAACUGUUUUCUCACACAGUUACAGGUCAGACAGCCAUCUUUGAGGAGAUGAUUGAGGAUGAGGAGGGGCUGAUGGACGACAGGCUUCCCACGACUAGCCGCGGUCUGCGGGCAGCCAGUGAGACAGAACGCACCCUGAAAGCCAUCUUAUCCUUUGCCAAGAUCCGCCGCAUGGACCCUGAACUUAUAGAGGAGGGCAAUACUUUUAUGGAGCUCUUUGAGUUCUGGAAAAAGGAGUACAAGGUGUUGCAUGAGUACUGGAUGACGUUAAGGGAUCGAGUGUCAGCCAUAGAUGAGCUGGGUAUGGCUACAGAAAGACUGCGUGUGCGUCUUCCUGAUGAGCCCAAACCUAAAGUGCUGCACAUCAUAGAGCCACAUGAGGUGGAGCAGAACAGAGUGAAACUGUUGAAUGACCGGGCUGUGGCUAAAUCACAGCUACAGAAAAAGCUUGGACAGUUUCUCUAUCUUACCAAUUUGGAGAAGUCACAGGAUAAAUCAACAGGAGGUCUGAAUCCAGAGCCGUGUCCUAUCUGUGCUCGCUCUCUGGGUCAGGAGUGGGCCGUGCUCACCUGUGGACACUGUUUCUGUAAUGAGUGCAUUUCCAUCAUUGUGGAGCAGUACAGUGUUGGCAAUCGAAAGAAAGCUAUAAAGUGUGCUAUCUGCAGGCAAACCACUUCCCACACUGAAAUUUCCUACGUCUUCACCACCCAGGCUGCAGACCAGGGCGAGGAAAUUCCUGUCAAAGGAAGUCACUCCACUAAAGUAGAAGCCGUCGUCCGAGCCCUUAAGAAAAUCCAGAUGACUGACCCAGGAGCUAAAUCUCUUGUAUUCUCUACGUGGCAGGGAGUACUAGAUAUCAUUGCAAAAGCACUCUUUGAUAACAACAUGGAGUUCUCACAGAUCAAUGGGAUUCAUAAAUUUCAGGAGAACUUGAGCUCUUUCAAAUAUGAGGAGAAUAUCAACAUCCUGCUGUUGCCGUUGCACACAGGGUCAAACGGCCUGAACAUCAUCGAGGCUACCCACGUGCUGCUUGUGGAGCCUAUUCUCAACCCAGCACAUGAGCUGCAGGCCAUUGGCAGAGUGCACCGCAUCGGCCAAACCAAACCCACUUUUGUGCACCGGUUCUUGAUUAAGUCCACUAUUGAGGAGCGCAUGCAGGCCAUGUUGAAAACAGCAGAGAAAAGUCACAGUGCCACAGCCAUGAAGCACUCGGAGGCGUCUGUGUUCACAGUGGCUGACCUGGCUGAGCUUUUCACUGAGGACAGUGACACACUGGAAUGAGACUGGUCAAUCACAGCCACACAGUCUGGCUAGUGAGCACCACAACCAGCAAGGAGGAGCAGAUAAAAAGGGACCAUUACAACACUAAUCUGUAUACAAGCUCUCCACUGCUCUCCUCCACUUUGCACUUUGUGCAUUUUCUAUGCUAGUUCCAGUGGUGUCAUUAAUUUAUUAUCUUAGUGUUAUGUUCUUAUCAUAUUGGUCAAGUUGAAAAAGCUUUUCCCAUGUGAAAUUCUGUCCUAAAACAACCUGCUAGCUUUAAACAAAACAUCACUGAUUGUGUUAAUAAAAUUACAGCCUCAGGAUUUCUUGAAAUAACACAUAAUAACAUAGAGGUGCUGUUAACAUGAUAGAGACUGCAUUUCACUGUGGGUCAAGGACAAAACCGCAACAAAAGUGCAGGGGCGAGCCUCAUGUGUCUGUUUUAGUGUCCUUAUUUUCCAUGCAUUAUUAUUUACAUCAUGUACCACCGUUGAAAAUGUAAGUAUUUAUGAAAUACAAAUAGAAAAGCACUGCCUUUGUAGGCAUUGAUAUGAUCUCAGUGUAUCUGUUGUAAGGAUGUGAAUUUUAGGACCAAUGACUUUGUGUUUCAAUUUUCUAGGCCAACAUGAACCGUAAUGACAUUUUGGUACAUUAAUUUGUCACAUCACCAACUUCUUAAAAGAAAUACUUGCACUAUUUUUAGGUUGUACAUCCAAAAGAUUCACAGAUGAAUGUUUUUUUUUUUGUUUUUUUUUUUUUUAUAGCUAAAGAUGAAGUUAUUUGUGAGAUGUCUACAACUAGAAAAAUAAGGUUAAAUACACUUGUCUGUUAGUUGUCGGCGUAAUCAUUAUUGCAGUGAUGGCACAUUCCCUCAGAGGAGUUGCACUGGCAGAUGUUUGGGGAAAAAAUGAAUGGAUUCAUAUUUGUUUAUACUGUUAAAAAUGUAAAAUGUGUUUUUUUGAAACAAAAUGAUCAUUUUUUGAUGAGCUGUAUUUCUGAAUUUGAGUUGAAAAUAUAUAUAUAUGUUGUAGAAAUGUAAGAUGUAAAUGUCUCGAGAAGAAACCACCAGUUUGUA
Pangasianodon hypophthalmus (striped catfish) is the source of this 6276-nucleotide messenger RNA. RefSeq names its product SNF2 histone linker PHD RING helicase (gene shprh). Gene Ontology annotation, cellular component: nucleosome; nucleus. The transcript is spliced from 30 exons. Gene Ontology annotation, biological process: nucleosome assembly; protein polyubiquitination; DNA damage response. Gene Ontology annotation, molecular function: ATP-dependent chromatin remodeler activity; DNA binding; ubiquitin protein ligase activity. NCBI's taxonomy places the organism in Eukaryota, Metazoa, Chordata, Actinopteri, Siluriformes, Pangasiidae. The record is from RefSeq and is a predicted model, not a curated record. Bases 258 to 5219 code for a protein of 1653 amino acids.